AUGCAGGGAAACUCGCAGUUCAAAGUCAUCAUCGUUGGUGCCGGCGUCACAGGCCUUACGCUUGCUCACUGCCUAGCCAAAGCAGGCAUCGACUUCGUCCUCUUGGACAAGGGCGUAGUGGCGCCGAGCUUCGGAACCACUAUCACGCUUCAGCCGCACGGAUGUCGAAUUCUACACCAGUUAGGCUGCCUGGACGCAGUGCUUGCGAAGUGCGAUACCAUGGGCGGCGCGCAUUGCCGUGAUCCCACCGGCAAGAGCUUUGCCUCUAACGACUUCUUUGGUGUUGUACGAAAGUUCGCGGGUUAUGAUACUAGGACACUCGACCGCCAAGUAUUCCUGCGUCAGCUCUACGAACUGCUGCCCGAUAAGUCUCAAGUUUACGAAAAGGCCCGUGUUGAGGAUAUUAUCGAAGAGAACUCGUCAGCCCGUGUCGUUCUAGCUGAUGGUCGUGAGUUCGUUGGUGAUGUAGUAGUUGGUUCUGAUGGCGUCCAUUCCAAAGUCCGUGAAAUCAUGUGGGACAAAGCCAACGCUCUGCGCCCUGGUAUGAUCACAGUUGAUGAGAAGAGAGCUAUGGUCACUCAAUACGAUGCCAUUGUAAUGGCAAGCUCGCCAGUCCCAGGUAUUGGUUCUCACGACAUGGAAAUCACUUCCAAUGACAAGUACUCCUUUCUCCUCCUCUGCCAGCCAGACUGGAUAUCCAUCAUUGUGCACAACAAGCUCCCUGAAGAUCAGCAGUGUACGUGGCCCUCGCGCCGACGUUAUACUGAGGCCGAUAUGGAGGCGCUCGUGAGUAAGAUAUCUGAGCGUCCUGUCACAGAUACUGUCGUCUUUGGGGAGUUGUGGAAGCGACGUCUGAAAGCACAAAUGAUAUCACUUGAAGAAGGAGUUCUGGAGCAUUGGACCUCCGGCCGAAUUGUUCUGGCUGGAGACGCUGUUCACAAGGUCACCCCGAACUCGGCCCUUGGAGGCAACACAGCGAUGGAAGAUGCCGUCGUAAUCGCGAACACGCUCCAUGCUCUAUUGGCGAGGCACCCAAACAAAAAGCCCAGUGACGUAGAGCUACAAGAUGCCAUGCGACAGGAGUAUCAAGACACGCGAGUAGACCGUGCUCGCGCCAUAGUCAAAGCCAGAGGUGUCUUGACGAGACAGCAAGCUUAUGACGGAUGGAAGGCAUACAUCACCCAGAGAUGGUUGACGCCCGUCAUAGGACUCGAUACAUUGGCCCAGAAGAUUGCAGGUCUAUGCGUUACAGCGCCUAAACUGAACUAUGUCGAGUUUGAAGAGAGAAGAGGGAUCCUGGGCUGGCAAGACACGAUGGAGGCGGAGAAGGAGCAUGCAAUGAAGGGCAAGGUGGCGAAGAAGGAGAAGACAGGAAUGUCUUGGAGUAAUUGGAACGGCGGAUUUGAAGCUAUUUUCCCGCAUAUAUCGGGAGUCUUGGUAAUUUUGUGGUUGGCCUUGUGGUUAUUUCAUCUCAUCGCUUCUGAGGACCAUGUGCCUGGCUUUGGGAGGGACACUCUAAGUUUUGUCGAAGCCUUCAACACGAGCUGGAGGAAGCCUUACUGA
Molecule: messenger RNA, 1563 nt
Organism: Fusarium odoratissimum NRRL 54006
Lineage: Eukaryota; Fungi; Ascomycota; Sordariomycetes; Hypocreales; Nectriaceae
Exons: 4
Coding region: 1-1563 (520 amino acids)
Molecular function (GO): FAD binding
Source: RefSeq, a predicted model, not a curated record